AUGAAGAAGACGUCGAGUCACCCACUGCAUGCCAGCAUCUACUCGUCCAUGGACACGUGGCUGGAAGGAAUAAGGAAGGUGCAGGCCAGGAGGAAGGAGGAGAUUGUGAGCACUGCAAAUAGAAACAACAGUGGGGGCUCCAGGUUUCAGGAGGAAAAGGAUAAUAUGGCUCUCAGUUCAGCCAUUGAAGAGUUGUUGGGACAAACUCGUCGAGUGAGAACAUCUCUCUGGUGUGCUUUCCAGAUGUGUCUCUUCGCAUCCUCGUCCCCAGCU
Helobdella robusta is the source of this 273-nucleotide messenger RNA. RefSeq lists its product as hypothetical. Gene Ontology annotation, biological process: mRNA stabilization; meiotic cell cycle; female meiosis I. The annotation marks the transcript as partial. The transcript has 2 exons. NCBI's taxonomy places the organism in Eukaryota, Metazoa, Annelida, Clitellata, Rhynchobdellida, Glossiphoniidae. Gene Ontology annotation, cellular component: nucleus; cytoplasm. The record is from RefSeq and is a predicted model, not a curated record.